AUGUCUGCAUCACAUUUGCAGCAAUUAAUAGGCUUAUUGAGCUUGAUCCUUCUAAUAUCAUCCUCUUCAUGUUUAACUCAUAAGCAUUCUAGCCAUUCUAAUGGUCCAAAGCUCUCCUCCUCCAGUUCUUCUCGCCGGAAAACAGUAAACGUCGAUCAUUUUGGAGCCAAGGCCAACGGUCUCGACGACAGUGAGGCAUUUAGUAAAGCAUGGAAAGAGGCAUGUGGGAGUAGACAUAGUAAUGUUUUAUUAAUCAUCCCCAAGAACAGGACUUACCAUCUUAACCCAAUUACAUUUACAGGCCCUUGUGCCAAAACUACUUCUCUUUUGAUGCAGAUGGAUGGGACAAUCAAAGCUUCAAACCGUAUGUCGGAUUAUAAGAAAGACAGAGCACAUUGGAUUAUGUUUAAGGAUCUUAGAAAUUUUAAGGUUCAAGGUACAGGAACCUUUAAUGGUAAUGGUCAUAUAUGGUGGCAAAAGUCUUGUAAAGUUAAUGAGUCACUUCCUUGUGAAGAAGCUCCAACGGCGGUUACUUUUCAUGGAUGUCAUAACUUAGUCGUUGAAGGGGUGAGAUUCAAGAAUUCUCAGAAAAUGCAUGUUUCAUUUCAAGAGUGUGUAAAUGUUAGAGCAUCGAAACUUAAAGUCGUAGCUCCUGAGACCAGUCCCAACACUGAUGGAAUUCAUGUAACUGACACCAAAAACAUAUGGAUAACCAGGUCUUCAAUUAAAACAGGUGAUGACUGUAUUUCAAUUGUAAGUGGAUCGAAGGAUGUGAAAGCAACUGAUAUAAAAUGUGGUCCGGGACAUGGGAUCAGUAUUGGAAGCUUAGGGAAAGGAAAUUCAGAAGCCCAUGUCUCCAAUGUAAUGAUCAAUCGGGCUAAGCUUUCAGGAACUACCAAUGGUGUCAGAAUCAAGACUUGGCAGGGAGGAAAAGGGUAUGCCAAGAACAUCAUAUUUCAGAAUAUUGAAAUGCAAAACGUGACAAAUCCCAUAAUCAUAGAUCAAAAUUACUGUGACCAAGAACAACCAUGCGAAAAACAGGGCACAGCAGUUCAAGUGGAAAGUGUGACUUACAGAAACAUCAUAGGAACAAGUAACUCUGAAAACGCAAUAUAUUUUGACUGCAGCGAGGCUUAUCCAUGCAAAGGAAUAGUACUUGAAGAUAUAAACUUAAGCAUCCAAUCGAGUGAUGAAAGUGCUGGAGCUUCCUGCAAUAACGUUCAAUUCUCGAGAAAAGGAUCAGUUUCACCACAAUGUUCUUCAAACUAAUAAAGAUUUAAAAACAUUAUUGUCAUUCAUACAUUUGGUAGAA
Messenger RNA from Impatiens glandulifera, 1312 nucleotides. Its product is annotated as polygalacturonase-like. Gene Ontology annotation, molecular function: polygalacturonase activity. Gene Ontology annotation, biological process: pectin catabolic process; fruit dehiscence; anther dehiscence. Bases 1 to 1269 code for a protein of 422 amino acids. Lineage: Eukaryota; Viridiplantae; Streptophyta; Magnoliopsida; Ericales; Balsaminaceae. The transcript is spliced from 9 exons. The record is from RefSeq and is a predicted model, not a curated record.